AUGAAAGUACAUGUAGCCAUUGGAAGAGACCUUUAUGAUGGACUAUCAACUAUACAAUGGGCCUUAAACAAAUGGUCUAAUAAUUCAAUCAGCAUAGUGGUUCUCCAAGCAGCAAAUAACAUACGCAAAGAUUAUGUAUACACACCUCUUGGGAAACUUCCUGCAAGUUCUGUGAGUGAUGAGAAGCUGAAAGAUCUUGACAAGAGCGAGGAAGUAAAUAAUGACAAAAUAUUAUCCCAGAUUAUAGCCUCCUGUGGAAGGAUUAAAGCUGAGGUUUUCAAGAUGGAGAAAAGUGAAGAGCCUAUUCACAAGCAAUUGCUAGAAAUAAUUUCGAGCCAACGGAUAACCAAAUUAGUCCUGUCAUUAACAAUUAUGAAGUCCUCAGCAUGGAAAUCAAGAACUGCUGUUAGUGGAUCGUUUUAUGUUCUUCGUCAGAAACCCCAUUUUUGUGAGCUUUUUGUUAUAUGUGGAGGGAGAUUGCUUUCGUUGAGAAAAGAAAAUAAGGACGGACUUAUAGAGGACGAUAGAGGAAACGCAGUUGCCAAGUUUACGGAGAAGAAUGGCUUUAGAAGUUUGCUAGGUAGAAGACAUUCUCCGGAUUCACCUUCUUCUUCGUCUUCAGGAAGCAAUAAUUCACCUGCCGAGUGGGAAAAGUACAGUGAAGAGAUCGAACAAUAUGUUAAUCAACUGUUGGCUUUAAAUGAAGAGGAAGAAGAAGAAGAUGCAAAUUGUAAUGAAAGUUCUGCAGAUUCAUUUAUGCAGGAAAAUAUGAGUAAAGCAGAAAGAAUUGAAGCUCUUAAACUCAAAGUGCAAAGAGCUGAAGAUGCAAUGCACUUGAACAGAAAAGAAGCAAACGCGAAUAAGGGAAGGCGUGCAAAAGCCGAACGGGCUAUUAGUCUAUGUGGUACCUGGGCUAUGGAACUUGAAGGUUGCGUAAGUGAAGAGGUCCUGAAAAAUUCUGGUAUAAAGAAAGAACUAGACUCCAGAAAAGAUGAGCUCUUUGAACUUCAGGGUGAGGUUGAGGAAAAAAGAAGUAAGCUGAACUCAAUUCUAGAACUCCAACGAGAACUCAAUAACAAACUCCAAUUAUCCUCUUCUGCUAAAUCACGUGCUGAGGUUCAACUGGAGAAAGCAGGGCGAACAAGAAAUGAUAUGGUUCGAGAAAUUGAGGAGUUGAGAGGGCAAAGAGAUGUUAUCCAACGUAGAAUCGAGUUCUGUAGAGAAAAAGAUGCAAUGGGUAGUGCUGACACAUUGAACACCUUAAGUUUUGAUUACAGAGAAUUCACUGCUGCCGAAAUUAGAGCAGCCACUGAAGAUUUCUCAGAGGGUUUAAGGUUGAAGUCACGUGGUCGAUUGACAAGCGUUUAUAAAGGUUGUAUAAAUCAUAUGACAGUUGCAAUUAAAAUGUACGAUUCAGCAAAUGUUCCGUCCCCUGAAGCCUUCACAGCUAAGGUAUUGCUCAAGGACUAG
Fraxinus pennsylvanica is the source of this 1470-nucleotide messenger RNA. The record is from the annotation of a GenBank genome assembly. Lineage: Eukaryota; Viridiplantae; Streptophyta; Magnoliopsida; Lamiales; Oleaceae.